AGCAGUGUCUUAACCGAACUUCGUGGUAAGUCAUGAGAAAAUUCUGGAUUUAUCUCUUCAGGCUUAUCAAAGUAUGUAGCUCAUAGGAUCACUGUUCUAAAUACUUUAUGCUCCUCAUCUUAUUGCAGAGAGAGAGAAGGGCAGAAGGAGAGAAGGAAGAAAAGGGGAAGGAAUUAGAAACGAAGGGAGGCAGAGAUGACAGAAGAACUUUACAAGAUGCAGUAACUUUACAAUACUGCUCUUAAUUAUACAAGUAUCAUUCUAAAAGAGGAAAAUUAACAGAACCAGCACACCACUGAAGGCUUUGGAGGCAUCUCCAGACUUGAAUCUUCGAGGUACUUUCAAGAAAGAUUUCAGAUCAUUAAUCAGAAGCGCCUACGUGCAGGGGAAUCCAGUGGAGCAUAAAUCCUGCAGGCAGACGCUCAAUUUCAGCGAGAGAAUGUAUCAUCAAUAUAUCAUGGUGAUAAUUUUCCUGUUUCUCACGGGGUCAGCUGUGGUAUUACAAGCGAACUUAUGUUUGGAAAAAGAAAUUUUGCUUCUCCCACCUGUAAAUUUUACUAUUAUGGUAACUGGUUUAUCUAAAGUUCUUUUACGAUGGAAACCAAACCCUAAUCAGGAUCCAAGAAUAAAUUGUGUAAAAUAUAAUGUGAAAAUUAAUACUCCAAAUGAGGAUGAUUAUGAAACUAAAAAGACCCAAAGCACAAGUGUAAAUGUACUUCAUCAGGGAUUUUCGGCAAGUGUGCAGACAAUUCUUCACUGUGGUUCCCGUUUUUUCCAAAGUAAUUGGGUUUCAGCUGAGCUUCAAGCCCCUCCAGGAGCUCCUGGGACAUCAGCUGUGAAUCUGACUUGUGUCACUAAAAUCAUAAGGGAUGAGGUAUCUCUCCAUUGUACUUGGAUUGUUGGCAGGAAUGCCCCAAAGGAUACUCAGUACUUCUUCUUCUACAGGUUUGACAGAUACACUAAAGAAUGCCAAGAAUAUAGAAAAGAUUCAUGGAAUAGAAAUAUAGCAUGCUGGUUUCCAGAGACUGCCAUCGAUGGAAAAGGACGAGGAAAGCUGGCAGUACACAUAAAUGGCUCAAGCAAACAAAUGGUCAUCAAACCACUGGAUCAGCUGUUUGACCUUCAUGCUAUUGAUCAAGUUAAUCCUCCAAUGAAUGUCACCGCAAAAAUGGACGGAAAUCAUCUGUUUAUACAAUGGGAGAAACCAGUUUCUAACUUUCCUAGAAAAUGUUUUGAUUAUGAAGUGGACAUCUACAACAUAAGAAGGGAUUAUUCACAGACACAGAAAAUUCAAGGCAAUUCUUUUGACUUGAUAAUUGAUCCUACUUGUAAGUAUUCUAUAAAAGUAAGAGCUACAGUGCAUUUCGAUUGUAGAAAGAAUGGACUUUGGAGUGAAUGGAGUCAAUCUAUUUCUGUAGGAGAAAAUGAACCGACCCCUAUGACAGAAUGGCUUUUGUCGGUGCUCAUGGCCACAUUCUGCUUUCUUCUGUUGAGUCUCUUCUUUAUAUGUCGAAUCUGCCAUGUAUGGACCAAAUUGUUUCCUCCCAUUCCAAGACCAAACAGCAAAGUUAAGGAUCUCUUCAUAAGCAACAUUUAUGAGAAAAGCAGGUCUGGUGAAACAGAAAUUGAAGCCAUAAGUUAUGUGGAAUACCCUGGAUUGGAUAAUUUGGAUGAUUCUGUAUUCUGAUAUUCGCUGAUGUAAACUAAGAAAUGCUCUGAGCCAUACCAGGAGAGGCAAAGAUUAAUGGGCUGAUCCUCUGGGAUUUAGCCUUCCUUUGGGCAUCUUGGUCUUCAGAUUUCAAGUGGCAUACCACAAUCCCAUCCGCCUAACUCCUUUUUUCUUUUUGAUUGAGACUCUUUAGUCUAUCUCUCUGUGGCCAUAGUACAGAGACUGAAGAUGCCCAGGGCAAGUCAGCUGCUUUCAAUAUUUUGAUCUACAGAUUUCUGAUGCAAAUGGAACUUUUUGUUGUUGUGGUGCCAAAGCAGACAUUCUCUUUGGCAGGACUCAGCCAAAGGCCCCAGGAAGAAACUGUCUGCUGGUCUCGCUUCUGUAAAAAUGGCCUGCUUACUAUGAAAAAGUAGUUUUUUAUGUCUCAGAGUCAUGGGGACUGUAUUCCUUUAUGUGUACACAUAUUUGUUCUAUAAGCCUAAAAUGGUCAGGGUAGCAGGAUGAAACCAAGAUUAAGGAAUAAAGAUGGAGACUUACCUGAGCUCUCCAAAUGUCCCUCCAAACAAUAUUAAAUGAAUUCUGAGUUAAUUAAUUAAUUCAGAGUUAAUAAAAAGAUAAAGGGAAACAAUUAUGUGGCCCAAGAUGACUUGGAAAAUUGUCAGGAACUGACCUAGAAAAUAGAUUGAGUAGAGAUAAAUAAUUAUUGAUCUAAAAACUAUUUGGAAUAAAAAACCUAGACAUUUGAAGAAAUUAUUAAAGAAAAGUGCCACAAUAUCUUAGAAUCACAAAGUAAAAUAGAAAUUGUGAGAAUUCACUGAUUAUCUUCUGAAAGAUAAGGCUGAAUGAAAACUCCCAGGAAUAUUGUAGCCCUAUUUCAGAGCUACUGGGUCAAAAAGAAAUAUGACAAGCAAUUAAAGAAGACAUUCAAAUAUCAUGGAGUCACAGUCAGAAUAACACAAAAUUUAGCAGCUUUUACAGGAAGAAUCAAAAGAUUUGGAAUAUGAUAUUCUGGAGGAAAAAGGAGUUAAGAUUAUAACAGAGAAUCCCCUACCUGGCCAAACUAAGUAUAGUCCUUCAGGGGGAAAAGUGGACAUUUAAUGAAAUAGAAGACUUUCAAGCAUUCCUGAUUAAAAGACCAUAAUGAAUAGAACAUUUUACUUUCAAAUAAAAGACUGAAGAGAAGCAUAAAAGGAUAAAUAGAAAAGGAAAUCAUAAGGGAAUUAAUAAGAUUAGGCUGUUUACAUUCCUAUAUGGAAAAGAUGAUAGUUGUAACUCCUAAAAACUUAAUCAUUAUUAAGGUAGUUAGAGUAUACAACAAGGGGAUGGGUAUGAGUUGAUUGUAAUGGUAUAUCCAAAAAAAAUUAAAGGAUGAGAAAGAGGGAGGCUCCUGGAGGAAGUGGAAGGGAGAAAUAGAAUGUUAUAGAUUAUCUCACAUAAAAGAGGCAAAAAUAAGAGGGAAAAAUCAGGAAGGUUGGACAGUGUUUGAAGCUCACUUUCAUUGGAAUUGCCUAAAAGAGGAAAUAACAUGCACACUCAAUUGGGCAUAGAACUCUAUCUUAUCCUACAGGCAAAGGAGAUAAAAGAAAAAAAAAUAUGGGAGAUUGAUUGAAGAGAAUGUGGAUUUAGGGAAGCAAGGUCAGAAGCAAAAUACUUUUGAAUACGGAAAGGAUGAAAGGAGAGAGAUGGUAAAUAGGAAAAAAAAAAUGGAUGGAGGGAAAUAUACAGUAAUCCUAACUGUGAAUGUGAAUAGGAUGAACUCAUUCAUAAAGCAGAAGCAAAGAGCAGAGUGGAUUAAAUGAUUUAGACAUAAAGAGUGAUACCAUCAGCAAACUAGGGGAAAAUGAAAUAGUUUAGCUUUCAGAUUACAAAUAAGGGAAAAAACAAUGACCAAACUAGUGAUAGAAAGCAUUAUAUGAUAUAAAAUGGAUAAUUUUGGUUACAUUAAAUUAAAAGAUUUUGCACAGACAAAACCAAGUGAAACAAGAUUGGAAGGAAAGAGGAAGUGGGGGUAGGGAGGAUUACAGUAAGUUUCUCUGAAAAAGGCAUCAUUUUUCAAAUAUAUAAUGAAUGGAGGCAAUUUUAUAAGAAAACAAAUGAUUUCCCAAUUGCUAAAUAAUCAAAGGAUAUGAAAAGGCAGUUUUCAGAAGAAAACAUCAAAAUUAUCUACAGUUACAUAAAAAUGUCCUGAAUUACUAUUGAUUAGAGAAAUCCAAAUUAAAACAACUCAGAAUUCUGUCACUAUAAAGUGACAGAAAAUGAAAAUUACAAAUGUUGGAGGGAAUGUGAGAAAUUUGGGACAUUAAUGCUUUGUUGGUAAAGUUGUAAACUGACUAACUACUCUGGAAAGCAAUUUAAUACUAUGCCCAAAGGGCUACAAAAUUGCACAUACCCUUUGAGUCAACAAUACCACUACUACUGAAUCUGUAUUCUAAAGAGAUUUUUUUUUUUUUUAAAAGGACAAGAACCUAGUGGUACAAAAAAAAAUUUUUUUUUUUUUUUUAGCAAUUCUUUUUGCAAUGGUAAUAAACUAGAAAUUGAGGAUCUUACCAUUUGUUGGGAAAUGGUUAAACAAGUUUUGGUAUAUGAUUAUGAUGAAAUGUAAUAGUGCUAUAAGAAAUGGUGAGCAGUAUGCUUUCAGAAAAACCUGGAAAGACUUACAUGGAUCAAUGCAAAGUGAAGUGAGAAAAACCAGAACAUCGUCUAUAAUAAAAUCAAAGUUGUAUGAUAUAAAUAACUUAGCUAUUCUCAACAAUGUAAUGAUCAAAGAAUUCUAAAGGACUUAAUGAUGAAAAAUGCUAUUUAUUCACUUCCAGAAAAAAAAAUGAUGAAGUUUGAAUGUAGAUUGAAACAUAUUUUUAAAAAAACUUUAUUUGUUUUUUGGUCUGUUUUCUUUCAUAAUGUGACUGAUAUGGAAGUAUAUUUGAUAUCACUGUAUAUGUAUUGAAUUGAUUACCUUCCAGGGGGAGGGAAAGAAGGGACACAGAGAAUUUGGAAGUCAAAGUUUUUUAAAUGUAAAAAUUAUUUUUACAUGUAUUAGGAAAAAUUUAAAUAUUAAAAAAAAGAAUAGUUUUUUGGAUAGCAAGAAUGAAGGCAUUAUUUGAAGUUAAUGUAUUAUAUAUGUAUCUACAUAUACAUAUAUAUGUAUCUGCAUAUGAAGUUGUGUAUGUUUUGAGAAAAUCACCAUUUAUCAAAAAGGAGAAAAGAGUUUUCUUUGAAGAAUGUAUUAUGUUAAUAAAGCUACCAAUAAUGAUUUAAACA
Messenger RNA from Antechinus flavipes (yellow-footed antechinus), 4927 nucleotides. RefSeq names its product interleukin 5 receptor subunit alpha (gene IL5RA). The record is from RefSeq and is a predicted model, not a curated record. Bases 440 to 1687 code for a protein of 415 amino acids. Gene Ontology annotation, molecular function: protein binding; cytokine receptor activity. The transcript has 13 exons. Gene Ontology annotation, cellular component: external side of plasma membrane. Gene Ontology annotation, biological process: cytokine-mediated signaling pathway; immunoglobulin mediated immune response. NCBI's taxonomy places the organism in Eukaryota, Metazoa, Chordata, Mammalia, Dasyuromorphia, Dasyuridae.